AUGCUUGAAACGGCCAGCCCAUCUGAGAUCGAGGAAUGGGUGGAACGUUUUGAACUGUGUUGCAGCAUUCGUGAAGGUGGCGCUCAAAACCAAUCAUCUCUAUUCCUCACUGUAGGCGGUCGCGAUCCCUAUUAUCUGUUGAAGAUCCUGGCAUUUCCUGAUGCUCCAGCUAAAUUACCGUACGAAGCCCUCAAAUCAUUGCUGCUCAACCACCUGCUGCCAACAGAGUUCCAAGUACAUGAAAGAGCCAAAUUCAUUUCGUUGAUUCGCGCUGAACAUGUCUCCUGCCAAGAUUUUAUUCUUCAGCUGAACCAACAGGCAUCACGCUGCAACUAUGGCGAUCGUUUGGAAGAACAAUUGUGUGACCGCAUAGUGGCAGGCAUCAACAAUCUGACUCUCCAACGAAAGCUGCUAGAGAAGAAGGAUCUAACUUUUGCCGAGGCCCGCAAGAUUCGUGAACAACAUGAUGACCUGAUGGAAGCGACUUCCAGCGAAGCAGUCACACUAUUUCAACGGCAGAAAACAAGACCGAACCGACCUCCGGUGGCCAAGUGUACACUGAAGCCACAGCAAGACCCUUCCGGCAACGAUAGACGUAUCAAUCCCUAUUUUUCGUGCGGAGCUUACCAUCUGCGCUCCCACUACCGCCUCUGCAAUGCCAAGUAUCAUGCGUGCGGGAAAACUGGCCAUAUUCGGAGUGUUGCAAUCGUGCACAGUCAACAGCUGAAAAUGACACAAACCUUGUUGUUCUGUCUACGACCCGAAUUUCAGUGCCCAAUUCCUGUACAAAGAUGUGACACGACAGUCCGGCACAACGCACAAAUUCAUUGUUGA
Molecule: messenger RNA, 834 nt
Organism: Echinostoma caproni
Lineage: Eukaryota; Metazoa; Platyhelminthes; Trematoda; Plagiorchiida; Echinostomatidae
Source: the annotation of a GenBank genome assembly